This is a messenger RNA of Opisthorchis viverrini, 3261 nucleotides long. RefSeq lists its product as hypothetical. The record is from RefSeq and is a predicted model, not a curated record. Gene Ontology annotation, molecular function: guanyl-nucleotide exchange factor activity. Gene Ontology annotation, biological process: Ras protein signal transduction; positive regulation of GTPase activity. Gene Ontology annotation, cellular component: plasma membrane. The transcript has a single exon. NCBI's taxonomy places the organism in Eukaryota, Metazoa, Platyhelminthes, Trematoda, Opisthorchiida, Opisthorchiidae. Bases 1 to 3261 code for a protein of 1086 amino acids.
AUGAGCACACCAUUUGCCAUCAAUUUAUCAAAGUCCGCUGCAGUUUACAACAAAAUUACACGUGACAACAGAAAACAGAGCGCAGCUUUCAACGGCCUACUUUUAGCAGAGCAGACACCUACGAGGGUAGAGGAAACUUGCAGCAGCGAACCAAUAGACCUGGAAAUCCACAGUGGGGAGCUUUCGAAACCCAAGUUCACUCCGAGCGAAUUUCCACCUUCAUGGGUUGUGAGAGCUUGUGUUUUAUUGUGGAAGAAGGUCCAGUCGCAGUACUCUCCAGAAAGUGGAAAAUAUUCAUCCGGUGAACAACUCAUCACGGACCUAAUCAGGCUUAGUGGCAAGAAGGAUCGAAUGUUAGCCUCUGGGGUGUGGCAAGCCUUAUUGGAAGAGUCUGCUAUACAGCCAUUCGAUGUGAUGGGUACCGGAAAAGUUGCAGAUGUUCCUGAAUUCAUGGAUUCUCCAGAGAAAAUGUAUCGAUGUACGUGCCCGUUGGAUGCCAGUCUUAGUUUAGAAGAGGAUCUGGAGGGUGUAUCAACAAACGCAUUGCGCAAACAAGAAAAACCAGUAGAUUUUAUUGGAAGAAAAAGCAUGUUUUCGAGAUCACAUACCCUCAGUACCGAUGCAGAUGACGCAGUUACAGCAGAGGACCGGUUUCAUCUGUUAAUCGAACGUCUCUAUUGUCUAGCCUCUGCCGCACUUCUUAGACGUAUUCUGGUUAAGUUGCCCAGUCAACGCACAGAAGUGGAGGUUGAAUUUGUCAGUCAAGAGCUCCUGAUGGUUCCUGCUUUGGCAAACUUUCCAAACUCUGUAAGGAAUGAGUUGAGUAAAUGCAUCAAGUAUGAAGUUCAUCCACGGUCCAAUAAACUUGUGUUUCGUCAAGGAGAUCCUGGAAUUUGUUGGUAUAUAAUAUACAAGGGAAGUGUCUGGGUUCACAUCAAAAGUCAAGGCUAUGUGUGUCGUUUGUACGACGGUGAUGACUUUGGUAAACUUGCACUUGUGACAGGAGACCCACGGGCCGCUAGUAUCAUUUUGGCAGAAGACAACUGCCAUUUCCUACGGGUGGAUAAAACCGACUACGAGCGCGUGCUGGUUGAUGUUGAGGCAAAUAUUGUGCGCCUGCGUGAGGGAGAUUCAGAUGUUUUAGUCCUAGAAUGUGUGAAAGACACUUGUAGAGAGUCUGCGAGUUCCGUACACGGUCUUGAACAAACGUCUACAAUGGAACCAGAAAACAAGAGACAUACACGUGCGAACAAUCAAUUAAUUAUAGCUGGGACAAUCGAUAAAAUCCUGCGGCAUAUACUGGACGCUCGGCUUUCUAUCUACGAUGACCAGCUGCCUACGUUGGUGUCUCGGCUUGAGAAUCUCUAUCGACUGUGCCCGUUUUCACAGGUGGAGAUCGAUAUUGUCGUUGAGGAGUUUAUCCUGACCUUGACAAUGUUCACCACUAAUUCGGAUGUAUUCAAUUUGCUGUUCGCUUACCUCGGUCAGGAUCGUUCCAACGGAAAAGCUGACCAACUAACGUCAUCAGAGAAUGAAAAUCCUGAAGCCUACGAAGAUUGUUUCAGUAGACGUGUGUUGAUACUACUUUAUUUGUGGUGUAUGUGUAUCGGAUUACUGGCGUUCGCUUCCUUGGAUGGUCUUGGAAACUUCCUUUGUGAUAUCAAACAGCUGAUUUCUUGUCGGACCAACUGUGACCUGGAAAAGAAGGCAGUUGAAGUACUGCUGAGAGAAUGCGAUCAAAUCUGGAAUCCUGCGCAUCAUGACGCACGCUCGACUACCGAGCUUGACAGUUUGAAAAAGAAUAAUUCACGGAAGAAAUCAAGUCAAAAAUGUGGUGUUCUAUCUGGAACGCGGGCUUUGUUUACCCGUGGCAAACAGAUUGUCACAUCGCUGCCUUGUGCACUCCAACAGCUGUCUCACUAUACUCAUCAUGUGCAUCGCUCAAUAUACUAUACACCAUAUCAUUUGAAUCGUCUCAGAAUCGAACCGCACUCAUUGCCUUUCACCCCAAGAACCCAUACAAUCACCUUUCUGGUUUAUUUGGGCGAAGACCACAGAAAGGUCAUCCUCACUCUUCCUGUGGAUACAACUGUUCAGCGGAUAAAGUCCCGUCUCUCAUCCGAGCUACCGUUGGGCACUGAGAUAAAUGAUUAUGAAUUUGUAGAGGUACGUUCGACAGGCGAACGAAUCACAUACACAGAUGGUGAACGCGGUAUCCUGUUUAGUCUUUCUCCGAACAGCUGUUUGUUUUUCGUGCCUAGACAAGACCGAGCGAAGCUAGUACCACUUCCAAUUCAACUGAAUGUUGCCAUGAGCUUCUUGGAUCAAACCGAUCCUGGACGUUCUACGAUCGAUAUCCAACGGAAGGAAAGUAGCCUUUCCUCACCAAAGAUGAAGAAAUCGAUUUCUGUCUCACAGCGUUUCAGUGCACUUGAGGAGUUGAGUGUUGACGAAAUCGCCUCUAUUUUCACCUUUUCACAUAUCCAAUUAGCCAUGUGUAUAACUGCUAGUGAACUGUUGAACUAUACGAUGGGCAGCGAAAAAUCUGGUUGUGCGACGCCACACAUCCGGCUGCUGGUCGCUCAGUUUAGCCUGAUUCAUGCGUGGACCAUCACGCAGCUGGUCACAACGCCGGUGCUGAAUAAACGUGUACAGGUUUUGAAGCGACUGAUCAAGCUAGCAGAUCGUCUCAUUUCCUCGCCUUUUCACGACCAACAUACCUGUUUCGCCAUAGUGAUGGCGUUGCAGAGUGCACCGAUUUCACGCCUCACACAAACGUGGGAUCGACUCCCGGUACGAUGGAAGCGGUUAUAUCAAAAUCGGUUGCUGCCUCUUAUCGAUCCGGCGCGAAAUCACAGAGCGGCACGAAAUUGGAUCGCGGAGAACAUACAAAACUGUUUGCCUUUCUUAGCCAUACUGUUAAAAGAUUUACGAUUUGCCGAAGACGGGAAUAGUACAAUUUACGCGCAGCAGCAAUCGAGUAAGGUCAGACUGAUCAAUUUUGAAAAGAUGCGUCUCAUUGCUAGAACCCUUCACGUGUGGAACAUGGCGAUUUCAGGAUAUGAGGAAUUACACCCGUUUGCCAAGCGCAUGCACUAUCCACCCAGAGAACUGACGGCAACCGGGGAACUUCAGCUCAUUUCACAAACGCUGCAGUCAAUAUCUUCGGAAGUCUUGGAAUUAUUCUACGAUCAUAUGGAGUGUAUCGAUGAUUUGCAAUUGCUAAACCAGUUAGCCUGGAGAAUCGAACCAAAAAAGUAA